AUGUCGCUGGCGCUGUCUCGCAUGCUGCUCGACAGGUUCUUCCCCGACGCCGGCGCCGGCGACGCGUGGCGGCCGCCGAUGGACUGGAAGGAGACGCGGGACGCGCACGUGUUCAGGAUGGACGUCCCGGGCCUGGACAAGGACCAGGUGGCCGUCGAGCUGGUGGACGGCCGCAUCCUCCGCGUCCGCGGCGGCAAGCGGGGCGACGCCGCCGCCGCCGACGCCAAGGACGGCGCGGCGGCGGGCCACGGGGAAGAAAAGGCGGAGGAGGAGACCGGCGACGGCGCCGUGAGGUGGCACUGCAGGGAGAGGCCCGGCGCGCGCGCGUUCGAGACGCGCUUCCGGCUACCGGACGACGCGGCCGCCGACGAGGUGCGCGCGGCCAUGGCGGACGGGGUGCUCACGGUGACCGUGCCCAAGCGGAAGGGCGGCGGCAAGAAGCGGCACCACGGCGGCAACAAGGCCGCGUGCUGCAGGUUCUGGCCCUGA
Panicum virgatum (switchgrass) is the source of this 489-nucleotide messenger RNA. Its product is annotated as 17.8 kDa heat shock protein-like. The coding region runs from base 1 to 489 and encodes 162 amino acids. Lineage: Eukaryota; Viridiplantae; Streptophyta; Magnoliopsida; Poales; Poaceae. The record is from RefSeq and is a predicted model, not a curated record. Gene Ontology annotation, biological process: response to salt stress; protein complex oligomerization; response to hydrogen peroxide. The transcript has a single exon.